Macrosiphum euphorbiae (potato aphid) is the source of this 795-nucleotide messenger RNA. The record is from the annotation of a GenBank genome assembly. NCBI's taxonomy places the organism in Eukaryota, Metazoa, Arthropoda, Insecta, Hemiptera, Aphididae.
AUGUACAUAUACUCACCCGGACCCUGCGCCGAAAGCGGUCAACUGAUGGAUGUCCAGCAACAGCAUCAGCACCAGCAGCAACACAACCAUCACCUCCUUCAGUUCCAGCAGCAACAACUACAGCUACAACUGCUACUCCAACAGCAGCAACAGCAACAACAUCAGCAACAGAUAUCUCCGCCGGCCAGCCCACCGGACGACAGCGACGGCGGAAACGCGAUCGCCGAAUCGACGUUCUUGGCGCGCCAGCUGAUGGCCGUCACGACGACGACGACGAUAGUGAAACCGGAAAUAGUCGACGGCCGUCCACUCAAACAAACGGCCACGGCGGUGUCUGCAGCGGCGAGCGCGGCUGCCGCGUCCGCGGCUUACACUGCGGCCAUGAUGACGCCUCCGUCGUCGCCGCCCGAAGACGAUGUCAAAAUGGUUGCGAUGGUGGCCACAAAGGCGACCACAGGAGGCAACCAACGAUCGUCGAGGCGGACGGGAGGCGUCGGUGACCGGCGGCCGCAACGCGCCAAAAAGACGUCGGCCAACCACUCGUGUGGUCACCCGGGAUGCGGAAAGACGUACACCAAGAGCUCGCACCUCAAGGCGCACUUGCGCACGCACACGGGUGAAAAACCGUACCAGUGCUAUUGGAAUGGUUGCGGUUGGAAGUUUGCUCGGUCCGACGAGCUGACCCGGCACUUCCGCAAGCAUACCGGUGACCGGCCGUUCAAGUGCCGGCUGUGCGACCGCGCGUUCUCCCGGUCCGACCACCUGUCGCUGCACAUGAAACGACACAACGUCUAA